AUGGCCUUUCAGGAACUCCUGGAUCAAGUCGGAGGCCUGGGAAGAUUCCAGAUCCUUCAGAUGGUUUUAAUUGUAAUUGCCCUCGCCCUAGCGUACCCUCAUAUUGUAUUGGAGAACUUCACUGCAGCUGUCCCUGGUCAUCGCUGCUGGGUCCACAUCCUCGACAAUGACACUGUCUCUGGUAAUGACACUGGGAUCCUUAGUCAAGAUGCCCUCCUGAGAAUCUCCAUCCCGCUGGACUCAAAUUUGAGCCCAGAGAAGUGUCGCCGCUUCAUUUAUCCCCAGUGGCAGCUCCUUCACCUGAAUGGGACCUUCCUCAAUGUGAGUGAGCUGGACACAGAGCCCUGUGUGGAUGGCUGGGUGUACAGCCGAAGCACCUUCCUUUCCACCAUCACAACUGAGUGGGACCUAGUAUGUGAAUCUCAGUCACUGAAUUCAGUAUCUAAAUUCCUGUUCAUGGCUGGGAUGGUGGUGGGCUGCAUCCUCUAUGGCUACUUGACAGACAGGUUAGUGUCUCUGGUCCACAGCUCUCUCUGCUA
Messenger RNA from Galeopterus variegatus (Sunda flying lemur), 539 nucleotides. RefSeq names its product solute carrier family 22 member 9-like. The annotation marks the transcript as partial. NCBI's taxonomy places the organism in Eukaryota, Metazoa, Chordata, Mammalia, Dermoptera, Cynocephalidae. The transcript has 2 exons. The record is from RefSeq and is a predicted model, not a curated record.